CCGAAACGCGGCCCGUCACACCAUGCGAUGAGCGAGUCCUCGGAGCCAUGCCAACGCUUCGAAUCCAACAUUUUCAGGCGAGAAAGAUGCAAACAUUGCGGGAAGCAAUGGCAUAUGCACCCAGAUGCUGCGUUCGAAGCCUCGCAGUUGGCGCACUUCCAAGCGCAGGUGAACCGGGUGAGCGCAGCCCCACCGACUGCGAAGAGCAAAGCCAAGGCUCGAGCGACUGGAGCUCCUGAGUGGCUCUAUGAAGGCGAAGAUGUCAAGGAGAACUCCAGCGGCUCAGAGGAUGCUUUCCGGAUGUUUGCGGGCCAGGAGUUGGAUGCCUUCACCCGCUCCUCCAGCACCACCUCAGCAGUGAAGAUUGUGAAUCUGGUGGACUUUGAGGAGUGCAACGUGGCCAGUCCCAGGACCAGUGAAGCGUCUUCAGCCUCCUCGUUGGUGGCGUCAACCCCCCGUCCUGUGGAAGGCCCUGCAGUGCCUGCAGGUGCUGCAGCACCAGGCUUCACAAUGCCCAUGAGGUCCAAGAAUGAUGUGCUCCUGGAAGAGAUCCAAUUCCUGCGCCAAAUGCUGGCAGAUGCAAAUGAGGAAAAGAGGAUCCAGGUGGCCAUCAUUCGGGACGAGGUGGUCGAGAAGCAGCGCCUCAUCGACGAGCUCCGGCGGCAGACCUUUACCGCGGAGGCACGGCUACAAGCCAUGCCCGGUCUUGAGGUGGGCCGAAUUGAAAGCCUCGAGGCGGACUUGGAGUUGGCCACUGCUCAGGUCGCCAGCUUGCACGAGCGAUGCCGGGAAUUGGAGAGUGCUGGCCAACUCCACGAGGCCGAGAGUCUUCGACUGAAAGGCAAGUUGGACUUUUGGGAGGUGCCCGACUCAUCACUUGCGGAUGUCAAAAGUGAGCCGGCAGUCCUGGGCUGGGAGUCUGCGCUGCGAGAGGCAUGCCAAAGCUCCUUGCAACGCCUCGCUGACCGACGGGUCGCGCUACGCGUGGCCAGCUACAAGGAGGUGGCGGUUUGCAAAAUUUGCUACGACCGGACGGCUUCUUGUGCGCUGCUACCAUGCAGGCAUCAUGCCUUCUGCAGCCCUUGUGCAGAACGGGUUGAGCAGAGCCGUGAGCAGGCGUGCCCUAUUUGUCGGACGGUGGUCACUGGGCGCUUCGAGACGUACAGUGGCUGAGAAAAGUGCCCGAGAACGUCUCAAGUGGGCGCCGCAGAGUCGUAGAGGCGGAUAAUUUUGCGCCAGGCCUUCACCUGGUGGAUUUCAAAGUGGAUCUCUUAGUCGCUUUCCUUUGUUGCUUUAGCACUAUAGAUGGACAUUGACUUCACUUUCCAGCUUCACUGCUUUAUCCAUCCGCUUUUUUAGAUUCACUUUUUAGUUCAUGUUUUCUUCUGGGGUGAAUCUGAAGACAUCAAUUCAAGUGCACUUUCUUUGCUAAAUGGUGAAUUAAGUGAGGGCUAAGGUAUUUCGAGGUUCCUCCACAACCAUGGCGCAUUUCGAGGUUCCUCCGAAGCAGCAUGAGUUUCAGACAUUGCGCUCAAGCUGGUGAGAGUGCCUCCGGAAAGAUGCUCAUGUCGGUGCAGAGC
Messenger RNA from Durusdinium trenchii, 1580 nucleotides. Lineage: Eukaryota; Dinophyceae; Suessiales; Symbiodiniaceae. The record is from the annotation of a GenBank genome assembly.